This is a messenger RNA of Naegleria gruberi, 2267 nucleotides long. RefSeq lists its product as uncharacterized. Gene Ontology annotation, biological process: cellular response to calcium ion. Gene Ontology annotation, molecular function: calcium-dependent phospholipid binding. The record is from RefSeq and is a predicted model, not a curated record. The transcript is spliced from 6 exons. Gene Ontology annotation, cellular component: plasma membrane. The coding region runs from base 1 to 2259 and encodes 752 amino acids. Lineage: Eukaryota; Heterolobosea; Eutetramitea; Acrasida; Naegleriidae.
AUGUACAAUACCCAACAACAAUCUUCCCCGCAACAACCAAGACUUUCAUCAAAGGUUGAAUUGCACAUUUCAUGCAGAGGAUUGAAGAAUAUGGAUUUACUUUCAAAGUCAGAUCCAAAGGUUUUAGUUUAUGCAGGAUUUCCUCCGAAUAAUCCACAAUACGCUUGGAAAUUAUUGGGCGAAACUGAAUGCAUCAAGGAUAAUUUAAAUCCAAACUUUUCAACUACUUUUACAGUUGAAUAUUGUUUUGAAGAACUUCAACACUUGAAAUUCUGUGUCUAUGAUAUUGAUAAUAAUACUGCCACAUUAUCGGAUGAUGAUUUUAUUGGAGAGACAACUACAACACUAGGUGAAAUUUGUGGAGCUAAAGGACAAAAAUUAAUUAAACAUCUCUAUGCCAAGGGUUCAAAGGUUUCAAGAGGUACCAUCAUUGUAACUGCCGAGGAAGUUAAUUCAAAUGCCACUGAUGAUGUGGAAAUUGCCUUGGCAGGUGUUACACUUCCAAAGAUGGAUUUUUUUGGAAAGGCAGAUCCAUUUUAUGUUGUACAAAAAGCAUCUGAAAGUGGUCAAUUCCUUUCAGUUUAUCAAUCUGAAACCAUCAUGAAUAAUUUAAAUCCAAUUUGGAAGCCAAUGCGAAUUUCUUGUGCCAAAUUGUGUAAUGGAGAUUAUCAUAGAAGUUUGAAAAUUUCUGUAUACGAUUGGAAUAAGCACUCUGCUCCAGAUUUUAUCGGAGAGGUUGAAACUAAUUUGGAUGCUCUUCUUAAGGCUAGUGUUUCUCUUAAACUACAAAAUCCAGCAAAGAAAAAGGGAAAUCAUGGCGAUCUUAUUGUCAAGUCCUCCAAGAUUACUAAAAAUCCAACCUUCUUGGAAUUUUUGGCAGGUGGAAUGAAAAUGAACAUGUUGGUUGCAGUUGACUUUACUGCUUCAAAUGGUCAACCAGAAUUACCUCAAUCUUUGCACUACAAUAGACAAGGACAAAUGAACCAAUACGAACAAGCUAUUAGAUCUGUUGGACAAAUUAUUUCUGACUAUGAUAGCGACAAAUUGUUCCCAUCUUUUGGUUAUGGAGGAUAUUUACCAAAUGGUAUUACAUCACACUGCUUUGCUUUGAAUGGUAAUCCACAAAAACCAGAAUGUUUUCAAGUUGACGGAAUUCUUCAAAGUUAUAGACAAGCACUGUAUACCGUAAAACUUUCAGGACCAACUCAUUUUGCUCAAAUUAUCAAAACAGCCUGUCAAUAUGCUUCUGUUCCAAUAAGUCAAUCAAACCAAGAAUAUUUUGUCUUGCUCAUUUGUACUGAUGGUAUGAUUAAUGAUAUGCAGGAAACUAUUGAUCAAAUAAUUGAAGGAUCAGGACUCCCACUUUCAAUUAUUAUUGUUGGUGUUGGUGCAGCUGAUUUCAGCUCUAUGGAAACACUGGAUGGCGAUAAUGCUGCCCUCAGAUCUGGCCGUACUGGAAGAACAGCUCUUCGUGAUAUUGUCCAAUUUGUACCAUUUAACAAAUUUGCAUCAAUGCCAUUUACUGCUCUCAGUAAGGAAGUUCUUGCUGAAAUUCCAACCCAAGUAACUCAAUUCAUGAAAAUGAAAAAUUUAAUGCCAAACCAAAGAGUAGUUAUUCAGGAAUAUGUUCCACCUGAACCAAGCACUCCAUCCACCACAACUACUCAAAUGUAUCCAAGCAAUGAUCCACCAAGAGAAAGAAGUAUGUCAGAAAGUUUCAAUCCAAAUACUUCCAAUUCCAAUCUUAAUUCCAUUCCAAACCAAGUUCCACAACAAGGUAUUCCACAACAACAAGUUCCACCAACUUAUGGAGUUCCUCCUCAACAAGGUGGUUAUCCACAACAGGGUUAUCCUCAACAACCAACUGGUCAACCUCAACAAUAUCCUCAACAACAAGGUGGUUAUCCAAUGCAACCUCAACAAUUUGGUGGAUAUCCUCAACAGCCUGUUGGUGGACAACCUCAACAAUUUGGUCAACAAGUUCCACCUCAACAAUAUGGCCAAAUCCCUCCUCAACAAUACAGUCAAGUCCCUCCACAACAAGGUUACCCACAACAAGGUGGAUAUCCACAACAGGGUUAUCCUCAACAACCAACUGGUCAACCUCAACAAUUUGGUCAACAAGUCCCUCCACAACAAUAUGGCCAAAUCCCUCCUCAACAAUACAGUCAAGUCCCUCCACAACAAGGCUAUCCUCAACAAGUCCCACGUAAUCCUCAACAACCUGAAAAUCCAACCAUCCCUCAAUACAAAAUUUAAUUUAUUGU